AUGAGUGGUAGCGGCGGUUUCUACAAGUACAGGUGCAAGUACUUCUACUCACACAACUGCGCCAACUGGGUCUGGGUAAAUAACACCCCGUGCGCGACCUGCCUGGCCGAGGGACGAGAUACGGACGAGAGCGCGUCGCGGGCGCAAGCAUGGGGCCUGUGUAGGGAGAUAUACGUGCCCAGGGUCCUCGACGGGACGCUGCAUUACACCCUGAUGGAGAUCGUGGCCACGGGCGAGCCGGGGAACUACUGGACCCUCAGGCUCAAGGCGACGCAGCCGCCUCUAAUCCCGAUAUCUGCCACGACGACCGCCGCCACGCCCGGGAUUGUCCUCCCAGCCACCGCCAUCCACACCCACUUAGGGUUUUAG
Phialemonium atrogriseum is the source of this 369-nucleotide messenger RNA. RefSeq lists its product as uncharacterized. The transcript is spliced from 2 exons. NCBI's taxonomy places the organism in Eukaryota, Fungi, Ascomycota, Sordariomycetes, Cephalothecales, Cephalothecaceae. The record is from RefSeq and is a predicted model, not a curated record. Bases 1 to 369 code for a protein of 122 amino acids.